UCCAGAUUGCAGGAUUCCAAGACUCCAGAUUCCAGGAUUCCAAGAGUUCGGACUCCAGACCCAUGUUUUACAACUUACCAUAGUGAAUUAGCGAUGACGGCUCUCAUAAUAUGACGGUAUUGUUAUGAUUGAGCGUUAAUACAAGAACAGUCAUCAAGUUGUCAAGUUUACACCUUUUCAAAUUUUCGAAGCUUGUUUACGACCUCAAAUAUAAAUUAGGCUCGAGAAUAAGGAGUUUGAAAGUGUUUGAAUACCUGCUGUGGCGGUAAUUGAUCGUUUCAGAGACAUCAAACAUGGAAAAUGUAAGAUUCGUUUCAAAAGAAGAUAUUGAAAUGGCAACAAACGUACUGCCAGAAAGAAAGCCACGAGAGAAAUUGACUGUCAUAGGUACAGGAGACUUUGGUCGUGCACUAACAAAACGACUCUCAACGGCUGGUUAUCACGUCGUUAUGGGAAGUCGAAAUCCUGAGAAAUGUCGAGGGUUGUUGCAUCUUUUACCGUUUAAUAUUGUAUCCUUGAACGAUGCUUUGGAACACUCUGACAUCAUUUUUCUUGCCAUUCCUUUACAUGGAUAUGACAGUUUAUUGACAUCAUUGGGGAGCCAACUAAAUGGAAAGAUUGUUGUUGACGUAAGCAAUCGUACCCAGACCUCUUUCAAAGAGCUAUCUAAUGCUGAGUACUUAUCAAGUCUACUACCUAAAGCUCACGUUGUGAAAGGCUUCAAUGUGAUAUCUGCAUGGGCACUGGAACAAGAUAUUUAUGGUGGAAGUCGGACUGUUUACAUUUGCGGAGAUAAUGCUGAAGCAAAAGAAAAGAUUAUGCAAAUAUCUCGAAGAAUGCACUUUACACCCCUUGAUCAAGGCUCACUUAAGGUCUCCCAAGCUAUCGAGAAAAAGCCAAUGGAGCUAUUUCCUAGUUGGCGUCCAGCAAUGGUUAUUUUUGGAUUUUUGUACUUCGUUAUGUGGUUUUUCUUCAUUCUUAUGUAUCUAAUUCGAAAGGUUCCGUUUACCAAUUUUCCUCUGAGAGAGAUCAGUAUUAUUAAUGCAUUCACUGUAGUUGGACUUUUGGAUAUGGUUUAUCUCCCAGGAUGCAUUGCCGCCAUUCUACAUUUGGUAUACGGUACCAAAUAUCGUCGUUUUCCAAAGUGGCUUGACAUUUGGAUGAAAUCUCGUAAACAACUUGGCUUGCUGGCAUUGUUACUGGCUGCAAUGCAUGCUUGUAUGUCAACACUUUAUUGGGGUCCUGAAUAUAUAUCUCGUCUUUAUCAAGAUAAAUCUAUUCACAUCAACAACGUAACAAUUUCCCUUUAUGGAAGAAUGACUGCACAAGGAGAAGCUUUCUUGACCCUUGGAGUCCUGGGACUGUCAGCGUUGUCUAUUUUGGGUAUCACGUCACUUCCUACUGUCCUCAAUCGCAUGAGUUGGAGAGAGUGGAAUUUUGUUCAAUCUGGUCUGGGUUACUUUUCUUUGAUAUUUUCUCUUCUUCAUUUUACAGUGUACUACUACAAAACAUAUCAUGCAUGGGAAGCUGAGGUGUUUUAUUAUCCAACUGUGUGGGUUGUAAUCAUCGGCUUUGUCACUGUCAUAUUGAAGAUUAUUCUGCUCAUUCCAUGUUUGAAUAGUCGGGUGAAGAAAGUCCGCUCGGGAUGGGCUUACAAAACGUUACACGAAGCAAUAAUAUAGAACUUACUUAAUGCGAGAAUAGUGAAAGAAUAGUUGCAUGUUAUGCAAUUGUCGAGCGUUAAAUUCAUCAUAUGAUCAUUUGAUAGAAACUGUUAGCAAUAAACAUUGAUUAAAUUUCAAACAUUAUAGCACGUAAAUUGUCGAAAUAAUGAGAUGUUUUAUUAUAUGAGAAGCGUCACUACCUGUUAAA
This is a messenger RNA of Xenia sp. Carnegie-2017, 1872 nucleotides long. RefSeq names its product metalloreductase STEAP4-like. Gene Ontology annotation, molecular function: cupric reductase (NADH) activity; ferric-chelate reductase (NADPH) activity. Bases 294 to 1682 code for a protein of 462 amino acids. The record is from RefSeq and is a predicted model, not a curated record. The transcript is spliced from 5 exons. Lineage: Eukaryota; Metazoa; Cnidaria; Anthozoa; Malacalcyonacea; Xeniidae. Gene Ontology annotation, biological process: copper ion import. Gene Ontology annotation, cellular component: plasma membrane; endosome.